Porites evermanni is the source of this 775-nucleotide messenger RNA. Lineage: Eukaryota; Metazoa; Cnidaria; Anthozoa; Scleractinia; Poritidae. The record is from the annotation of a GenBank genome assembly.
UUACAGCGUACUCUAACAUACACUCUAGUAACAAGGCAAGAGGAGACACUUAGAGAACGGCUGGUCCUAGCUUCCUACAUCAUUUCAGCACGUUCAUUCUGUAAGUGAUCCGCGGAGACGUGCCUCAAAACGGAAAUAUCUAUGCGUCCAUCUCCCAAUUUAAGCUACUAAAAGAGGGACGUCAAUUUAUCCCUGAUCAACAAAAUAUAAAUUCACAUUAGAAACGGUUCCUUAACUUAAAGUCGUGAAACGUGAACACAAAGUAAAUAUAAUCAUGGUGAAUCAGCAAAAGGAGGACACUUGAGCUACCAUCAGAUAUACAAAACUGUCUGAGUGCCAUGAGAUUUACCUUAAGCUCCUUAAUCUCAAAGACACUAUGGUUCAUGUUAACAGGACAGAAACACGUACCUUAUGUGCUUAUACAUUUUAAUUUGUGCGACUAAAAUUUUGGGUAGAAUUUGUUCCUAUGACGUGUCUCCGCGCAAAGUUUGUUUUACUUCAUGGAUGGGCACUUUCGCGGGCACAAAAUUUUGCAAGGGGGCCAUAUAAAUGAACCUUUCCUUUACGUGUUACAGCUACUGAGAUGCAAGGGAAUCAGUAUUUGAAUCAGUUGGUGACAAGGUCUAGAAUUCUUUGUAUUCCUGUACUAGUUUCAGUUACCUCACUUCCCCUCUGCGUACUUGGCGGCAGCGACAUGUCGAUGUCUUUGCAACGAGAUGAUCCUUGGUCUCUUUCAAUUGUCCACCUUUCCGUGCAAAACGACGGAAAGGCGUAG